This is a messenger RNA of Aplysia californica (California sea hare), 1797 nucleotides long. Its product is annotated as GDP-fucose protein O-fucosyltransferase 2. The transcript has 10 exons. Gene Ontology annotation, biological process: protein O-linked glycosylation via fucose. The record is from RefSeq and is a predicted model, not a curated record. Lineage: Eukaryota; Metazoa; Mollusca; Gastropoda; Aplysiida; Aplysiidae. The coding region runs from base 218 to 1549 and encodes 443 amino acids. Gene Ontology annotation, molecular function: peptide-O-fucosyltransferase activity.
CUUGUGACGUAGAUAUCUCUGCUAGGCAAGGCUUAGACGGCUUAGUGGUCAGUCAGUGGUCAUCGUAGGCCUACGGUGCCGUGUUGUUUUGUUGUACCUUGCGCUUACUGUGCCCUUAUCAACCGAGAGGGCCUGGCCUUUUGUUUUUUAGUUGCAAGACUUUCUCGUUGGCUUGGGUUCCAUUUGUAAAAAUUGCAACGUCAUCUGUCAUCGAGCAAUGGGAAGUGUUAAAGUGAGUGUACGAGGCUGCCGACCUCAGCUGUUGUUCCCUGUUCUUCUUCUUUGGGCCCUUGCAGCUCAUGCAGAAGACGUUCUAUAUGAUGAUAAUUUUGAGCCUGAUAGUUCCAAGUUCAAGCUGGUAGUGGAUGAAGCAAAGGCUCCAAGGUACCUGCUGUAUGAUGUGAACCCAGGGGAAGGAUUCAAUCUUCGUCGAGAUGUUUAUAUGAGAAUAGCCGUGCUGGUACGCAAUCUCAAUGAGGACUCUCCCUGGAUAUUGGUUUUACCUCCGUGGGGCAGGAUGUACCACUGGAAAUCCAAAGAUGUCGGGCAACAAAUUCGCAUCCCCUGGUCAACUUUCUUUGAUUUAGAGAGUCUGAGAAGAUUUGUUCCUGUCAUGGAAUUUGCAGAUUUCUUAAAGAUUUCUCCCAGCAAAGAGAUUAACGAAGUCUACUAUCUCCAGAACUACAAAGAAGGCUGGGACAAGUGGGAAGAGAAGAUGGAUAAAAGGCCUUGCAUUUUUAACCCAUAUUACUUUGACUCUGAGCAGGACAGGUGGCAUGGCUGGUUUUUCGGCUAUGAGGAAGAGGUUUGGACAAAGAAGUUGGAGUGUUUGUCCGUGAUGGGCCAUGCUAGUUUCCUCAAGCCUUUCCUAACCCAGAACCGCACGGCCAGGUCUAUAAUGCUGGACAGAGCAGAAAUCGUGCUUCAUGAUCGCUAUGGGGACUCGGUAUUCUGGCAAGCACGGCGCAGUAUGAGGUUUGCUCAACAGUUGCGUGACAUUGCAGAUGAUUUCCGCAGAGAAUUUUUGGACUCCACUGAUGAGAAAGACGAGACGGUGCUUGAUGAUGACUGGACACAGAUGAAAAGAAAUCAUGGGGAUGCCAAAGGAGGGCCCUAUCUCUCUGUUCACUUGAGACGAGAAGACUUUGUGAGAUCACGCAGGAAGGACAUCCCUUCUCUGGAGCAUGCAGCGAAGCAGAUUAAGAAGUUGAUGACGAAGCUAAAGCUUAAGAGGGUCUUUAUUGCCACAGAUGCGCCACAAAACGAGUUUGGCGAACUGAAAAGUUACCUCGAGGAGUACCAAGUAUACAGGUUUACCCCUACUCCUGAGGUCAAGAGCAAGUACAAAGAUGGUGGAGUGGCCAUAAUUGACCAGUGGAUCUGUGCCCAUGCCAAGUACUUUGUGGGCUCAAGGGAAUCGACGUUUUCAUUCCGUAUUCAGGAUGAAAGAGAAAUUCUUGGCUUUGAUCCAGAAAAAACUUUUAAUCGCUUAUGCAAUGAAGAGGAUAAGGAGUGUGAGCAGCCAGCAAAAUGGAAAAUUGUUUAUUAAUUAGACUCCCGUUUUUCAUUUUAAGUUGACUGACUCUAAAUAUUGCUUUUAUGUAAAACUUAUUGUUAUGACAACAUUUGCCCGGGUAAGGAAAGACUAAACAUCUUUCCAAAAAUGCACCUGGCCAUCACUAAGUAAAGAACUCAUGUAUAUCUUUAUGCACAUUAGGAAAGAAAAAGUUAAGAUUAUCCUUUGUAUGUAUUUAGCUGCCACAAAGGACAUUCCCCUGCCCCCUAGAAAAAAAAAAA